Messenger RNA from Saccharomyces paradoxus, 933 nucleotides. It is a transcript of the gene GTR1, whose product is annotated as Rag GTPase GTR1. Lineage: Eukaryota; Fungi; Ascomycota; Saccharomycetes; Saccharomycetales; Saccharomycetaceae. The coding region runs from base 1 to 933 and encodes 310 amino acids. Gene Ontology annotation, molecular function: GTPase activity; GTP binding. Gene Ontology annotation, biological process: cellular response to amino acid stimulus; positive regulation of TOR signaling; cellular response to starvation. The record is from RefSeq and is a predicted model, not a curated record. The transcript has a single exon. Gene Ontology annotation, cellular component: Gtr1-Gtr2 GTPase complex; fungal-type vacuole membrane; nucleus.
AUGUCGUCAAAUAAUAGAAAGAAAUUGCUUCUGAUGGGCCGGUCUGGCUCAGGUAAAUCGUCAAUGAGGUCAAUCAUCUUUAGUAACUACUCUGCCUUUGACACCAGGAGACUGGGUGCCACUAUUGAUGUAGAACACUCCCAUCUAAGGUUUCUUGGGAACAUGACUUUAAAUCUGUGGGACUGUGGUGGUCAGGACGUGUUCAUGGAGAAUUACUUCACCAAGCAGAAAGACCACAUUUUUCAAAUGGUGCAGGUGUUAAUUCAUGUUUUUGAUGUAGAGUCGACUGAGGUGCUCAAGGAUAUCGAGAUAUUUGCGAAAGCCUUAAAGCAGUUGAGGAAAUACUCCCCGGACGCCAAAAUUUUUGUUCUUCUGCAUAAGAUGGAUCUGGUUCAGUUGGAUAAGAGAGAGGAGCUGUUCCAAAUCAUGAUGAAGAACCUGAGUGAAACCUCUUCGGAAUUCGGAUUUCCCAAUCUGAUAGGUUUUCCGACUUCGAUUUGGGAUGAAAGUUUAUACAAGGCAUGGUCGCAGAUUGUGUGUUCGCUAAUACCAAAUAUGUCUAACCAUCAAAGUAAUUUGAAAAAGUUCAAGGAAAUUAUGAACGCGCUUGAAAUUAUUCUUUUUGAAAGGACAACUUUCUUAGUGAUAUGCUCCAGUAAUGGCGAAAACAGCAAUGAGGAUCAUGAUAGUUCGGAAAAUAGUAAUGUCCUGCUAGACCCCAAGCGCUUCGAAAAGAUCUCCAAUAUAAUGAAAAACUUCAAGCAGAGUUGCACGAAAUUGAAGAGCGGAUUCAAGACUCUAAUAUUGAACAACAACAUCUACGUCAGCGAGUUAUCGUCGAAUAUGGUGUGUUUCAUAGUGUUGAAAGAUAUGAAUAUUCCACAAGAACUAGUAUUGGAAAAUAUCAAAAAGGCCAAAGAGUUUUUUCAAUGA